AUGGGAGAGGCUUUCUUUGGUGCCAGCGUGCUUGUGUCGGUCAGCUUGUUCCUCUUCUUUGUGAAGGUAGUGCCAAGGUGUCUAGCCGCCAGAGUCGGCUCUGCUGUACGCUGCGAAGAACGCAAGGAGCAUGACGACCGGGCGUGGAAACAACUGAGAGCUGAAGGCUGGAUUUCGAACUUGACCCUCUGCUUCCUCAUGCUUAGUCUUCUUUCCGCUUUUGGCCAGUGGCCCCUAUUGCUCCCAAUCCAGACCAGAACGCUGUGGAAGGUCCCCUUGAUCUAUGUCGCAGACUCAGGCAGGAGCGCCAUGUCCCUGGGGCUGCAGUACCUCCUGAAUCGCAACUGGUUUAAGAUGACCAGUGAAGACCUCGGUCUGAUCCGCAGGCGCAGAGACAAGUGGACCGAAGGUGUGGAGACGGAGAUUCUCACUCGGCGGUACGGCUACUCAGUGAAGAUCAUGGAUGCGGUGAACCGGCGAGUUGGCCACUUGGUGCACUAUGGCAUCCACGUGCUCAUCUUCGCCUACAGCGCGACCGCCCACGCGCUGCUCCAGACCUUCUUCUACCUCGCGGUCUUUCGCUUCGUCUCGCAUGUCCUUCUCGAGCAGGAUGACUGCAUGGGCGUUGUCGAGUACAGCGGGGCGCGGAUGCGCGAUGGCCGCUUCGGGCGUUUUAACUUGCUGGUGGUCAGUGUUUGGGGAGGCUUCGGCAAGGCCAUGGUGGUGAUGUUGUUGAUUCUCAAGGGCUACGACCGGGAAGACAACUUCCACCUCUUCCAGGCAUAUGCGAUUCUGGCUCUGCAGGGUGUGAUCUGGGGCGACACGGCAGGAGAGGUGAUCGGGAGUUUUUUCGGGAAGCUCGAGUUCGACGUAGGCGGUUUCGGCGAGACAAACAAGAAGACGCUGGAGGGCACUUCCGCAGUUUGGCUGGCUACCGCCAUCUCUUCAUGGUGGGUGCUUCAGGUGUGGCAGGCUGGCGACGCCGCGUUCCAGGGCGGCAUGUGGCUGGCGAUCUGCUGCACCUCCACAGUGGCGACCAUCAUGGAAAUAGCAGCCCCGAGAGGUACCGACAACUUCUUCAUCGUUACGGGCUGCAUUGCUUGCUUGUUCUUCUUCAUUUAG
Messenger RNA from Symbiodinium natans, 1122 nucleotides. Lineage: Eukaryota; Dinophyceae; Suessiales; Symbiodiniaceae. The record is from the annotation of a GenBank genome assembly.